Ictalurus punctatus (channel catfish) is the source of this 2277-nucleotide messenger RNA. RefSeq names its product trypsin. Gene Ontology annotation, biological process: proteolysis. Gene Ontology annotation, molecular function: serine-type endopeptidase activity. The transcript is spliced from 6 exons. The record is from RefSeq and is a predicted model, not a curated record. Bases 104 to 1021 code for a protein of 305 amino acids. Lineage: Eukaryota; Metazoa; Chordata; Actinopteri; Siluriformes; Ictaluridae.
ACAGUUUAUGUGUGCAGCAUUGAGCACGUUUCUAACAUCGUAUGUAGAGACACAAGACAUCAAGAGACAGAAGACUGCCUGAAACCAGAGGAGACACAAGAUCAUGGACAUCUAUUUGAGGAAAAUUGUGUGUGUUCUAUGUGCUCUGCUCCUUAAUGCUAGAGGCUCACUCGCCCAGCUAGAUGUGUGUGGUCGGCCUCCACUGAACACCAAGAUUGUGGGUGGUGAAAAUGCUGGUCCUGGGUCCUGGCCUUGGCAGGUCAGCUUUCAGACAAGUGGCAGCCAUUUCUGUGGUGGCAGCCUGAUCAAUCAGAACUGGGUCUUAUCAGCGGCUCACUGUUUCCAAAGCAUUACUGCGCCUAAAAUCACAAUCUAUCUAGGAAUGGAAAACCUGAUAGACCCUAAUAGAUCACAAAGAAGCACUAGUAACAUUAUCAUCCACCAAGAAUAUAACGAUGACACUUUGACCAAUGACAUUGCGCUGGUCCAGCUCUCCUCUUCAGUGAAUUUGACUGAUUAUGUCAUGCCGGUGUGCCUCGCAGCAAGCAGAAGUUCUUUUCCUGGUGGUACUAAUGUCUGGGUCACAGGAUGGGGUAAAACCAGUUCUACUAAUCUGCUGCUCCCUCAAACCCUGCAGGAGGUGCAGGUGCCGAUUGUCAGUAACAGUAAAUGUAAAAACGCAUUUACAUCUGGUUUAGUCACGGACAAUAUGAUGUGUGCUGGCUUAGCUCAGGAGGGAAAGGACAUAUGCCAGGGUGAUUCUGGAGGUCCACUGGUGGUCAAGUUCAAUGGAACCUGGAUUCAGGCUGGGAUUGUGAGUUUUACCUCUGACAAAGGAUGUGCUGUACCUGGUAUACCCGGUGUGUACACCAGAGUGUCCAAGUACCAAGACUGGAUUAACAGCAAGAUCAGCAGUAAUCAACCUGGAUUUGUUACAGUUUCAACUGGCAAUCGUGGCUCCGCCAGCCUCUUCUGUCUGUUCCUUUCUUUCUCCAUCAUCCCCUUCCUCCUCUCCCUAUAAGGGCUGGUGAAUCCAUUAGGCAUCAUAGGCAGCCACCUAGAGCCUCACCAAAUCCGAUUAAUAGUACCGAGCCGCAUUGAACAUUCCUCAUAUUUUUUCCUACCUCAGCAAAGUUUGUUUGGUCAAAUUGGUUUGUUGGUUCCCCCUAGUGCCAAUGUAAAUUAGCGGCAGUGUGUGCAAGGCUGUAUUAUGUGCAAUAGGACACUCAUCAGUGGUGUCCAUCCAUCCAUCCAUCCAUCUUCAACCGCUUACUCCUUUUCAGGGUCGCGGGGGAACCUGGAGCCUAUCCCACGAAGCAUCGGGCACAAGGUGGGGUACACCCUGGACAGGGCGCCAGUCCACGCAGGGCACAAUCACAUUCCCACACACACGCUCACACACACAUUCAUACACUACAGACACUUUAGACGUGCAAAUCAGCCUACCAUGCAUGUCUUUGGUCUGGGGGAGGAAACCGGAGCACCCGGCGGAAACCCCCGCAGCGCAGGGAGAACAAGCAAACUCCGCAAACACAUGGCCCCGGCGGGAAUCGAACCCCGGACCCUGGAGGUGUGUGGCAAACGUGCUAAUUAAAAAGUACAUCAUUCAUAUCAGUCAUCAUCAUUGGUGUGUCUGUGUGACUGUGAAGUGUGUGUGAGUGUCAGUGAUGAUAAUUUAGUUUUUUUUACAGCAUUAUGGAUGAUAAUGAUCAUGGAAUAAUAAUGCUGCUGACGUAUUAACGACAGCAGCAAUACAGAUUGUUAGUUGAGAUGCAAAAUGAAGCAAUAAAAACCAUCGGGAGCCAAAUUUUUAAAAAAAGAAAAAAGAAGAAGAGGCAAAGCAUUAAAAAAAAAACGAAAGUAAGCUUGUUAUAAUUUCUAUAUCAUUUAUUCUUUUUGUGGUGUUAAAUUAUUUAGAUAAUGGAUUUACAAUGAAGCCCAGGAUUAGUUGACUUCUGUCAACUUCUUAUUUAAAAAAUCUUAGCACUUGCUUUGUACUGAGUAUAUAAUAAGGUAAAUUUGUGUUUAUUUUCUUUUUUUGUGGUUAUGCCUGUCCACAAUGGCUAUUUAUUUUUUGUGUGUGGGUGGGUGGACGGGUUGGUGAGCUAACAUUACUGAAGUGAGCUAACAUUACUGUACUCUAGCUGUUUCAUCUGUCAGAAGAACAACAAUUAGCUUUUUUCUCUAGCUUUUACUUACGUGGAGAACUGCUUUUUCUUAGCGUGUUCAAUACUUUUUUCCUGUGUCAUUCCACUUCAUUACACAUAACUUCAUUUA